CUCUCAGCGCUUUAGAGAGGGCCGUCUCUGACUGACCACAGUUCAGUGUUAUCGGGCUGUCUGCAGAAUGACUGUAGCGGCCUGAAGACAGAGCUGAUCCUGGGUCAGACUCAGCGCACAGCAGCGUUUUCACCUUGACAGCAGUCAUGGCGUCUGCGACCAAGAUUAUCCAGAGGCUGAGGAACCUUUUAGCAGGGCGUGACCUGCAAGGGAAGCUUCAGUUACGUUAUGGUGAAAUUGCGAAAAGGACCCAGCCACCUCCAAAGCUUCCAGUUGGACCCAGCCAUAAAUUUGCCAACAAUUACUAUUGUACCAGAGAUGGAAGACGGGAGUCUGUUCCACCAACUGUAAUAAUGUCUUCUCAAAAGGCCCUGGCUGCUGGCAGUGAUGCACCAGAAAAGGCGAAACGUCCUGCCUUGCCUGGACCCAGCCUCAAGGAGCUCCCACUGUCCACUGACCAGCCAUACCUUUGAACACGUAGCUGGAGUGUAAUCAAGAGCCUUUGUGAAUAGAUAUAUCUUGUCUUUAAUUAAACUAUGUGUACAUACAAAUAA
This is a messenger RNA of Astyanax mexicanus (Mexican tetra), 554 nucleotides long. RefSeq names its product NADH:ubiquinone oxidoreductase subunit A7 (gene ndufa7). The transcript is spliced from 4 exons. Gene Ontology annotation, cellular component: mitochondrial inner membrane. The record is from RefSeq and is a predicted model, not a curated record. Gene Ontology annotation, biological process: mitochondrial electron transport, NADH to ubiquinone; ATP synthesis coupled electron transport. Bases 147 to 473 code for a protein of 108 amino acids. NCBI's taxonomy places the organism in Eukaryota, Metazoa, Chordata, Actinopteri, Characiformes, Acestrorhamphidae.